Messenger RNA from Melozone crissalis (California towhee), 1685 nucleotides. RefSeq names its product nuclear respiratory factor 1 (gene NRF1). The transcript has 11 exons. The coding region runs from base 61 to 1569 and encodes 502 amino acids. NCBI's taxonomy places the organism in Eukaryota, Metazoa, Chordata, Aves, Passeriformes, Passerellidae. The record is from RefSeq and is a predicted model, not a curated record. Gene Ontology annotation, molecular function: DNA-binding transcription factor activity, RNA polymerase II-specific; RNA polymerase II cis-regulatory region sequence-specific DNA binding. Gene Ontology annotation, biological process: regulation of transcription by RNA polymerase II. Gene Ontology annotation, cellular component: nucleus.
CGCCCGCCGCGGCCCCGCGGCGCGGGCCCGCCGCAGCGCAGCCGCUCUGAGUGACUCUUGAUGGAAGAGCACGGGGUGAGCCAGGCAGAGCACAUGGCUACCAUCGAGGCGCACGCCGUGGCGCAGCAGGUGCAGCAGGUGCACGUGGCCACCUACACGGAGCACAGCAUGCUGAGCGCCGACGAGGACUCGCCCUCCUCGCCCGAGGACACCUCCUACGACGACUCCGACAUCCUCAACUCCACGGCGGCCGACGAGGUCACCGCGCACCUGGCGGCCGCAGGCCCUGUGGGGAUGGCAGCAGCCGCUGCUGUGGCCACGGGGAAGAAGCGGAAGCGGCCGCACGUGUUCGAGUCCAACCCCUCCAUCCGCAAGAGGCAGCAGACACGAUUGCUCAGGAAGCUGAGGGCCACGCUAGAUGAGUACACCACCAGAGUGGGGCAGCAGGCCAUCGUGCUGUGCAUCUCACCCUCCAAACCCAACCCUGUCUUCAAAGUGUUCGGUGCUGCACCCCUGGAGAACGUGGUGCGCAAGUACAAGAGCACCAUCCUGGAGGACCUGGAGUCGGCGCUGGCCGAGCACGCCCCGGCCCCCCAGGAGGUGAACUCAGAGCUGCCCCCCCUCACCAUCGAUGGCAUCCCCGUCUCCGUGGACAAAAUGACCCAGGCACAGCUGAGAGCCUUCAUCCCCGAGAUGCUGAAGUACUCCACGGGUCGUGGGAAGCCAGGCUGGGGCAAGGAGAGCUGCAAGCCCAUCUGGUGGCCCGAGGACAUCCCCUGGGCCAACGUCCGCAGCGACGUCCGCACCGAGGAGCAGAAGCAGCGUGUGUCCUGGACCCAGGCCCUGCGCACCAUCGUCAAGAACUGCUACAAGCAGCACGGGCGCGAGGACCUGCUCUACGCCUUCGAGGACCAGCAGACGCCGCAGACCACGACCACGCACAGCAUCGCCCACCUGGUGCCCUCCCAGACCGUGGUGCAAACCUUCAGCAACCCCGACGGCACCGUGUCCCUUAUCCAGGUUGGCACGGGGGCCACGGUGGCCACGCUGGCCGACGCCUCCGAGCUGCCCACCACGGUCACCGUGGCACAGGUCAAUUAUUCUGCGGUGGCUGACGGAGAGGUGGAGCAGAACUGGGCCACGCUGCAGGGAGGGGAGAUGACCAUCCAGACGACGCAGGCCUCGGAGGCCACGCAGGCGGUGGCAUCGCUGGCCGAGGCGGCGGUGGCGGCGUCGCAGGAGAUGCAGCAGGGAGCCACCGUCACCAUGGCACUUAACAGUGAAGCCGCUGCCCACGCCGUAGCCACGCUGGCCGAGGCCACCCUUCAGGGAGGGGGACAGAUUGUCCUGUCUGGGGAAACUGCAGCAGCAGUGGGAGCGCUCACAGGAGUCCAGGAUGCCAAUGGGCUGGUGCAGAUCCCGGUGAGCAUGUACCAGACGGUGGUGACCAGCCUGGCGCAGGGGAACGGCCCGGUGCAGGUGGCCAUGGCGCCGGUGACCACGCGCAUCGCGGACACGGCCGUCACCAUGGACGGGCAGGCCGUGGAGGUGGUGACCCUGGACCAGUGACCCCGGAGCGGCCCCCGGCCCUGCCCAGCCUCCUCCUCUGCAGAUUUUUUACGCCUCUCCAGAGAUGCAAUCAGGUGGCAUUUUGAGUCUCCCGGCUUUGGAAACAAAACUUUUUU